Molecule: messenger RNA, 1791 nt
Organism: Monosiga brevicollis MX1
Lineage: Eukaryota; Choanoflagellata; Craspedida; Salpingoecidae
Exons: 5
Coding region: 1-1791 (596 amino acids)
Source: RefSeq, a predicted model, not a curated record
AUGGACUGUACUACCCGAUACAAUGGCUCUACACCUGUUUUUGGCUUUAAACCGAUACGAGAAUUUGAAUUGAAAAUGCAACACGAUACACAGUUGCGUUGCUUCAAAGUAGGCUUGAUCUACUUCGUUCAAACCGGAACCAUGUCGCACGGUGGCACCCGCCCCAAGCGCGCCAAGAUUCCCAAGGCUGACAACGAGGCCGAGGUGGAGGCCGACACAGAUCCAGGACCCGCGUCCCAGGUCGACUUCAGCUCUAUGGUUUACUCACAGCAUGUGCCCAUCGCCACAGUGGACACGGAUGCCUAUGGGGGCGGUCAAGGUGCUGGUGACAACUCCCCCGCCGUGGUGGAGCUGCGCGUCAACAGCGUGACGCCCCGCAAAUUUUUCAGCCACAUUACCCCAAAGUACGCGCAGGCGAGUCCAAACGGCGAACACCUGCCCGAUUCAGCCAAAACCUACGUCCGCGAACACUGGCCCAACUUUGACCCCGAGAACCGAUGGCAACACUUUAUCACCUCGGGUCGUUCCUGCACGGAAAAGCCCAAGGUCGAAAUGUUCUGCCAGUGCCUUCUCAGCCGCCCGUGCAACCGCGAGGAAUUGGCUCAGUGGGUCCGCGAAAAUGGCCCGUGCUUUGGUAUCCGCUGCGGCGCCAUCAUGCGUGACCUCGCCGCCACCGAACUUCCCUGCGGGGACAUUAACUGCUCUCUCUGCAUGCGCGCCUGCUUCAAGCGCGUCUGCCCUCAUUGCCACGAAAUGACCUCCAGCAAACAGACGGCCCAAACUUGUGCGCGCUGCCACCAACACAUUCAACCCAAGCGCCAGAUCAAGCGCCUCAACAGCAUCAAGGGUGACGACGCCAAAUCCAAGGCCAAGCGUGCUGCCCAGCUCCAGCGCAAAAUUAAAGACCUCAUUGCACUUGGCUCGGCCAUGAAUAUUCCCCUCCAGAUUACGUACCUUGGUGCUGACGAUAGCACCCCUCGCCAAGGCAAGCGCAGCUUUUGCUCCGACAAGAAGCAAAAUCAAGCCCUUCUUUACCGUGGCAUGGAACUGCCCCACCCCAUGUAUACCGGGUUUGAACCCCCGAGCAUGCUCAACGAGCAACUCCUCGCCCAUCACCUCAUGACCCGAGGUCAACACGACGGCCAAGGCCACCCCAUGCAGGCCAGUCAAGCGGGCCAGGGCCCUGAUCAGGGUGCACAGGGUCAGCAUGACCAAUCACAGCUCAUGCAGCCCAGCGUCUCUGCCGCCUCCCAACAGGGCGCCCAAUCAGUGGCCAUCGGCGAUCUGGCCUCGGUCGCCGCUCAGCAUGCCGCCAAUCAAGUCGUCGGUGAGGUACAGACCCCCCUCCCGUCUUUGCCUUCCAACAUGAUGGCUGGCAUCCCCGCCAGCAUGGCUCCAGCAAACAUGGGCAUGGCCGGCAUGGCCGUCAUGGGUGCCGACUCGCAAGCCGCCAUGGCCGCCCUCAACAUGCCCACCAAAAUGCCUGCCAUCCACGUCGAUGGCGAAGAACUUCCCAUUCUUCACGUUCUGGGCACAAACGCGAGCGUUGGCAUCUUCAACAUGGGCAUUUCCGCCUCCAACAAUGCCCUCAUCCCCGAAGAGCAGGUGGCUGUUCAAGCCUUUUCGGCUGGUCCAAACGAUCCCCUCCUGCGCGCUCGAUUCGACCUCUUGAUGGCUUUGCAGAAGAUCCACCUCCUCUGCGGCCCCCACGCCACCGUGCGUCGGCACCAGAGCGUGACACGAACUGGCCGUCAACAACCCGUCUUGGACCCCCUCUGGAAGACACAGUAG